AUGCCCCAUCAAAUUGAUCCAUCAUGUAGUUUUACAGAAGGAGGCGAUUGUCUUGCAAAGGACGCAUUCGGCGUGCAUCGUGAAGCACAAGUACUUGCAAAAAGGGGCAACGAAAAUGCACAAACAGAAGAGAUCUAUGUGCAUUUCAAUGGAUUCGAUAAAAGAUGGGAUCGAUGGACAAACGCCGGUCAAGCAAGGAAAUUCCGAAAGCAUUAUGCGAAGAUUCGAAAAGAAGAGAAAAGUGAAAAAGAAGAUGUUGAUGAUAAACGGCCUCGUCCAAAGCGUCAACUCGAUGACCAUCAAUUGACGUUGAGUGAAGUCGAGGAGAAGAUUCGAGAUCAACAUGAACAGCGAACUCGAAUCAAAAACAUUCAACUCGUUCAUUUCGGUGAAUGGGAAUUGGAAACAUGGUAUUAUUCCCCGUAUCCCGAAGAGGUGCAACACGAAAAGAAACUUUUUGUUUGUGAUCGAUGUUUCUAUUAUUGUAAUGGCGAGAGACGAAUGAGAGCUCAUUUGCACAUAUGCAAAUUAAUGGCACCACCUGGACGAAAAAUUUACGCUGAAGGGAAUAUAACGAUUUUUGAGGUUAAUGCCGAUACGGAGGAUCCAGUGGUUAAGACGUACACCCAAUGUUUGUGUCUUUUCUCGAAACUCUUCAUGGACAAUAAAACAAUCUAUUUUGAUUUGAGAGAAUAUUCAUUCUAUGUUCUUUGCCAAAGUGAUUCGAGUGGAAAUCUUCGACCGGCCGGCUAUUUUUCGAAACAAAAAAUGGAACCCCAACAUAAUUUGUCGUGUCUUGUCGUUUUUCCCGCGUAUUUUCGACAUGGAUAUGGAUUAUUGUUGAUUCAAUUGAGCUAUGAACUUUCGAGAAGAGAAGGACUGAUAGCUGGACCGGAAAAGCCGCUAUCUGAACUUGGAUUGGCAAGUUAUCGUCGUUAUUGGUCAUGGAUGGUGAUCGAUUUGUUGAGAUCGAUGACAGAUCGACAAACAAUUGGAAUUGACGAGAUUUGUGUGAGAUUGGGGAUAAUCGAUGAGGAUGUGCGGGACACAGUGUUUGAUCUCGAUUUGAUCGAUCCGAAAAGAGAUGAUGCGAUUUCGACAAUCUCCACUCGUCAACUCGAUGAUUUGAGCGAGAAAAAGGCGAAAAAACCUUCACUUCUUCUCAAUCCAAAACUUCUCAAAUGGAGGGGAAACGGAAAGAAAACC
This is a messenger RNA of Mesorhabditis belari, 1206 nucleotides long. NCBI's taxonomy places the organism in Eukaryota, Metazoa, Nematoda, Chromadorea, Rhabditida, Rhabditidae. The record is from the annotation of a GenBank genome assembly.